Messenger RNA from Myxozyma melibiosi, 1443 nucleotides. RefSeq names its product major facilitator superfamily domain-containing protein. Gene Ontology annotation, molecular function: transmembrane transporter activity. The coding region runs from base 1 to 1443 and encodes 480 amino acids. Gene Ontology annotation, biological process: transmembrane transport. The transcript is spliced from 4 exons. NCBI's taxonomy places the organism in Eukaryota, Fungi, Ascomycota, Lipomycetes, Lipomycetales, Lipomycetaceae. Gene Ontology annotation, cellular component: membrane. The record is from RefSeq and is a predicted model, not a curated record.
AUGGCAGAAAAGGAGCAAACUGAUGGCAACCACGUGAUGUUCGAACAGAGAGACGAGGAGUGGAGAGCAUACAUGAACAAGCGCCUCGUCCGGAAGAUCGACAUGAAGCUUCUUCCAUUUCUUGUCUUGAUGUAUCUCCUUAACUUCCUUGAUCGCAGUAAUCUUGCCCAAGCGCGUCUUGGAACACUUGAGGAAGAUUUGAAUAUGAAGGGAAAUGACUACAAUUUGGCGACCAGUAUCCUGUUUGUGGGCUACUUACUGAUGCAAUUGCCAUCCAACCUAUUUAUCACCCGAGUCCGUCCAUCCGUCUUCCUUGGUGCAGCCAUGUCUAUCUGGGGUCUCAUUUCCGGACUUCAAGCGACUAUCGGUAGCUUCGGUGGUCUUGUUGCCUGCCGCUUUUGCUUGGGAAUUGUCGAGGCCCCUUUUUUCCCUGGCGCGGUGAUGCUUAUGUCUAGUUGGUACACCCGUGCAGAGAUCGGGCAUCGCAUUGCUUGGUUUUACUGCGGUAACGCAAUUGCUCAGAUGUUUGGUGGUCUGAUUGGAGCGGGUGUCCUCGGAAACAUGAACGGCACGCACGGUAUUGCGGGCUGGAGAUGGCUGUUCAUCAUCGACGGUAGCAUCACUGUUGGUGUUGCCAUUACUUCAAUGUUCUUUCUUCCCGAUUUCCCCUCCGCCAAAUGCAAAUGGCUUUCGGAAGAGGACCUGAACUACGCUCACUGGCGUAUCACUAUUGAUAUGCACGAAUCCGAAGAUUUGGGAGCAGUGACUCUCAAGGAUGGAUUAAAGAUGGCUUUCAAGGACUACCGAGUCUACAUCUUUAUUCUCUUCCAGCAUCUGUCUCUUCUUACUCAGACGUUCCAGUAUUUCCUGCCUACUAUCGUGAAUUCCCUCGGUUUCGGUCAUAUUGAGUCACUCUUAUUGACUGCUCCGGUAUGGUUUUUGACAUUCAUCGUUUCCCUUGUUGCCACUUACACCUCCGGUCGGUUCAACGAUCGAUCGAUCCAUAUUGUUGUUCUCAUGGGCAUCUCACUGUUUGGCAACGUUCUGGUCGUUGCGACUUUGAACACCGCAGCUCGGUUCGUUGGCAUGUUUUUCCUGCCCAUGGGUGCGUUUACUGCAUAUGAGAUCAUUGUGGCUUGGAUUGCAAACACGUUCCCGCGACCUAGUGUCAAGCGUUCCGCGGUUGUUGCUAUCUGUAACAUGCUCGGAAACACGGCGACUAUCUACGGUACUUACCUCUACCCGUCUUCGACUGGACCACGAUAUUUGAUGGGUGGCGCUUCGACCGCAGCAUUCUGCAUUGUGACGGCUAUCGUAGCUUGGGGCAUCAGAUUGAUGCUUGAGCGAGAAAACAGAUUCCUCGAGAAGCUGGAGAAUGAAAAUCUGGAGGAGCUCCCUCAGAUUGCGCAUGCUAUGGGACGAGGAUUCCGAUAUAUUGUGUAA